AGAACGAAAGAAUGAAAGAAGAGAAAAGAGAUAGAUAAAGAAGAAAUAGGGAAUAAUUCUGUGCUUAUAUAUAUAUAUAUAUAUACAUGAUAAAUACAUUCUGUCUGUUGUGUUACGCGUCGAAGUUACAUAUGUACAUAUGUAUGUAUGUACGUGAGUAAAUAAUAAAGUAGAAAUGUCGUGUGUUAGUGUAUUGUAAAAGAGAAAAUCAAAACGGGGGAUGAUUAUUAAAUAUGUUUUUCCAACGUCCGAACGGAAAAUGACGAGGAUCGAACGAAUCCUCGAAGCCAUCGAUCAUCCUCUGAAAUGAGAGAGAAAGAUAGAGAGAGAGAGAGAGAGGCAGACAGAUAGAGCCAGAGAGCCAGAGAGAGAGAGAGAGAGAGAGAGAGAAAGAAAGAGAAAGACGAAAAUAGUGAGGAACGCGCGUGAACGACGAUAAUGUCCAAUCCUGACGAUUGUCCUUGAUAGCGAUCGUAUAAAAGACAUUUUGGAUUUCCAUUUAGGAUAUUUGUUAGUGAACGAAGAUGGCAGACGAUGAGGGAACCGAAUGGCUUCAAGAACUUUUGCACGAUGUACAACUUACCCAGUUCUUUACAAGAAUAAGGGACGAUUUACAGGUCACCCGGUUGCAUCAUUUUGAUUAUGUUCAACCAGAAGAUUUAGAAAAGAUUGGAUUGGGCAAGCCUGGCAUUAGAAGACUUUUAGAUGCUGUUAAGAAGAGACGUAAUACUCAAUGGAAAAAGAAUUUAAUUACUAAAAUUAGACCCGGUGGUAGUACCAAAAGUAAUAAAAGAUCUUCUCAGCCUACCGAAGGAUCAUCUGUGCUAACAUGUCUUAUCCAGGACAAAGAUGUGACUUUAUCCAUUAAAUUAGGUGACGGUAGUUUUGGUGUGGUAAGGCGAGGAGAAUGGAUGUCACCUACUGGUCGAACAUUACCUGUUGCUGUAAAAGUUUUAAAGGCUGACGCUUUGACCCAACCAAGUAUUAUAGAAGAUUUUGUAUCCGAAGUUCAGGCGAUGCAUACUUUGGAUCAUCACAAUCUUAUAAGGUUAUACGGAGUUGUACUGUCUCAGCCUAUGAUGAUGGUAACAGAACUUGCACCUUUAGGAGCUCUCUUGGAUUAUUUGCGAAAACAAUUCUGCCGUAUAUCUGUAUUAACAUUAUGUAAUUAUGCAUUACAAGUAGCAACUGGUAUGGCAUAUUUGGAGGCCAAACGUUUUCUUCACAGGGAUCUAGCUUGCAGGAAUGUUCUUUUAAGUACAGUGGAUAAAGUGAAAAUAGGCGAUUUUGGUUUGAUGAGAGCGCUGCCUCAACAAGAGGAUUGUUAUGUUAUGACGGAACAUAAGAAAGUACCGUUCCCAUGGUGUGCUCCUGAAUCUUUAAAGGCACGGCAAUUUAGUCACGCUUCGGACGUAUGGAUGUUCGGCGUGACGUUAUGGGAAAUGUUAACGUUCGGAGAAGAACCAUGGGUUGGAUUAAAUGGAUCAGAAAUUCUUCGUAAGAUAGAUAGAGAGGGAGAAAGAUUGCACGAGCCUGAAGCAAUGCCACCUGUAAUGUAUGAUCUUAUGUUACGUUGUUGGGCCAGAGAACCCUCGGAAAGACCAAGUUUUGCUUCUUUGAAAGAAUUGUUAACUGGAAUGGUACCGUCGAUAAUGAAGGCCUUAAGUGAUUUCGAGGAAACUGAAAAAAUGACUAUUGAGCAGGGUGAUCAAAUCGUUAUCAUAGAUGGUAGACCUGAAAAUUAUUGGUGGAAGGGACAAAAUCAAAGAACUUAUCAAGUUGGUCUAUUUCCUCGUUGUUUGGUCGAUCCAAUGAGAAAGAAGCAACCAGAGGAUAUUAGUAAACCUUUAGAAAAUUCUUUUAUUCAUACGGGACACGGUGCUCCCUUUGGAAAAAGUUGGGGUAGUCCUAUUUAUAUAGAUGAUGUUUAUCUACGAAAUCCAAUGGAACCGCCAGACAUCGUAGCUGUGGCCGGUGUUACGGAUAAUCAAAAGAAAAAAUUUUCUUGCGGCACGCCACGUUCUCGUAAACAAUUUAAUUACACGAAACUACAAAACGACAUAAGGGCUAGUCCUGUGAAAUCAAUUGUUCCUGUACCUGGUACCAGUCAAGAGGGUAGUCUAAUAGAUUUAUCACCAGAGGAAAUAACUAAUACAAAUUCAUCUCACUCUGAUACAACAUGUCGACGUGUUAUUAAUAUUCUUGAUGAGCCUAUAGAAACGGUCGAAACGAACCCAAGAACCCAAGAAGAAAAUAAUCAACAGGAAGAUCCUCGAACGUAUGCUAAUUUCCCGGGUAAUCUGGAUCCAACAUAUUCCGAUCCAUUUGAUACCUCUUCCGUAUUUAUGAAACCACCGCAUUCUCGUUAUUACAGUCACGUACCAUCCGAUCUGACUAAUCAUUAUAAUAAGACCCAAUCGUAUGGAAAUAUUCAGAAUGAAGAAGUUAGUACCAAUCAGAAUAUAAAUGUUAAUCAAUAUUCGACGAAUUUGAGUAAGAAUAGUAUAAAUGAAAGUGUUAAUUUAAAUGUUAAUGUUAAUAAUUCAGAAGGCAAUGCUUUCCCAGAAGACUAUUAUAGUGAAAUCGAUAAACUUCAAGCCCCAUCUGUAUCGAAUUGGACAAGUUGGCCGGAAGACUUGCAAAGUGAUACUACACAAACUUAUGCUAACGUUGCAAGUCAUAAUUUACCAACAACUUCCAAUGGACAGCCAUCACCUCCACUGCCACCGCCAUUGCCACCUCCUCCCCCUCCUAUAGGUCCUAAUGAAAGUCCACCCAAGCCUAAAUCUAAUCACGAUCUUGCCCAAAAUUUAAGCGAAUUAAAUAUAAAUUCGCAGAAUGUUACUUCGCCUAAAAAAUUGGAUCCGGCGUUUCUUGCUGAAUUAGAAAAACAUUUAGGUGAGAAGGAAGCAAGUAAAAAUACUAAUGCCACUCAACAACAUUCUAACGAAUCGCAUACGUAUACGUUGAUCAAUAAGUUACAAGAUAAUUCGACUAUACCGGCACUGCGCCCACCACCGCAAUCGAUAAAACCAAAAUCUCCGCAAAUGGAUCAAAGGACGAGCAUGCAUCUACCUAGCAAAGUGCAAAAUUCGAUGCAAUCUAAAAAUACGAAUAUACAAAAACCAAUGGUGCAACAAGAGCAUCGUUUCGUUGAAAGCACUACGGAUGCCAUUGUAGGACAAAUGUGGCAACAGGCACACUCUCAAGUACACUUGCAAAGUAAUUAUUCCGUAUCAACAGAUCCAAAUGUUAAUCGCAUAUCACCGGUCGUAAAUAUGCCACAGAUAAACGUUAAUUUACUUCAAGUUGCUCCUAGUAAUUUAAUUCACGCGACGAGUAACUUGAAUAGCUCUCAAUACGGUUCUAAAAGUGCCACAGAAACGACUUCCAAUCACGCGCAAAAUUUUACAUCCACGAGUCAGAACUACUUCCAGCAACAAAACGUUCCCCUUCUAACUAUAAGCCGUAAUCAUGGAAUAACACAAAUACAAAAUGAUUUACAACAGGCGCAAUCAUCUAGUGCCACCAAUACAAAUACCAUUUCAAAGCCCGCUAUGUUUGCCACUGGUACAAUGUUUUCAGAACAAGUGUACGUUGAAUUGAAACAGACAGUACCUAAUUUAGAACAAUUAUCUCAAAAUGAAUUUAAUACCCUUUAUAAUAAGACUGUUCAACAGAAUAUACUCAGAAAUUAUUAUGCUUCUGGUGCAUCGCCAGCGAAUACCAUUGUGGAUCAAAAUCUAAGUCAUAGUCAUGUAAAUUAUCAAGAUACAGCUAGCUAUAAUCUUCAACAACAACAACAAAUUCAAGCUGUUCAAGCAUCUAAAAACUAUGCACUUCAAAAUCAUCCUUGUGAUUUUAGCCCACAUUUAAAGCAACCGCCUGUAUAUAAUCCUCCGCCUGCUUGGAGUCCACUUAAAUCGGUGCAAAAUGGUUUUAUAAGAAAUCAGCAUACCGCAACGAAAUCAAAUUUAACAGCUAAUCAGAGUGGGAAUUCAAAUGUAUUGCAGUCCGUACAUAUUAAGUCGCCGCAUCAAACUAAUGCCACAACGUCACAAACAUUACCAAUACGCAAUGUACAGUCUCACAUGAACGAAACUGUUAUCAAUACUCAAUUAGCACCUUCCACGUCGGCAUAUCCAUCUGGUGUUAGUCCGCCUUUGACAGGAGCUUCCCAGCAAUUAGUUAUGUCUCUCAAUGAUGAAUUUCGUGCAACUAAAAUAAUGAGAGUACAAAGAGAUAUAGCGGAUGCGUCGCAACAAGAAAUUUUAGCUGCGUUACAAGCCACUGGAUGGGACACGGCACAAGCGGUCAAACAGAUUAUGAAAGAUAGACUCGUUAAAUUAGAAUCUCUUAAGAGGCUAGGUUUGGCAGAUAGACAGCAAUGCGAAAAUGCUCUUAAGCAGACUGAUUACGAUGUAGAAAGGGCGGCUUCACUGCUACUAGAUCAAGCUAAAUAAAAAAUAAAUAUGAAUUAAAUUGAAAAAUACAAGUGACAUUAAUAUGAAGUAUUUCAUGAUUGAAAGUACAGUAAUUUCAGUUCUUUUUUUUUUUUUUUUUUUUCUUUUUUUUUGAAUGCUUAAAAAAAUGUUUAUAGAGUAUAUUUGACCUUAGAAAUUGUUAUUUUAUCGAAGGGUUCAUUGCUCUGAUAUUUAGAAAACGUUGCAUUCCAAUAAGACGAUAAAGAACAAAUUUGGAGUAUGCAGUUCUACUUAAUUGUACAGCAAAUGGCCAAAUAGAGAAGGGAAAUGUUUUUAUUCCAUUAAGCGAAAAAUGAUAUUGCAUAAUGUUUAUGCAUAAUAAUUAUUCAGAUAUAAGCGAAACGCAAAAUGAAAAGAUGUGAUGUUGUUCUCUCGUCAUAUUAUUUUGAAGAUAUAUAUAUAUAUAUAUAUAUAUAUAUAUAUAUUUAUUUACAAACACACACACAUACACGCGCAUACAUAUAUACAUUUUCAACGAAAAAGAUUGAUUAUGCUCAGUGAACAGUCCUUCAAAUUAAUUUCAUACAUAUAUAUUUAAUAGCUAUAAGAAGGCUGCUGUAUUAUACCUAACUUGUUUUAAAGUUAGACAUUAUUCGAUUAGUGCGGUUUAUUCAAAUGUAUUGACCUUUAAAGAGUCGUAUUAAGAUUAUUAAGGUCGUUUUCUAAUUAUGACCAUGAUUACGGAAAAAGAAAAGAAAACACAGAAAGAAAAAAAGCAGAAAAAUGAUAAAACAAACAGUGUUGCGAAAAAGAUCAAUCUGAAACUGUGAUAUGCGUUACUAAAGGCUCUAGGUGGUAUUAUUGAAAAAAAAGAAAGAAAAAAAAAAAAGAAAAAAAUA
Messenger RNA from Vespa mandarinia (Asian giant hornet), 5323 nucleotides. It is a transcript of the gene Ack, whose product is annotated as activated Cdc42 kinase. Gene Ontology annotation, biological process: protein phosphorylation. Gene Ontology annotation, molecular function: ATP binding; protein binding; protein tyrosine kinase activity. The record is from RefSeq and is a predicted model, not a curated record. NCBI's taxonomy places the organism in Eukaryota, Metazoa, Arthropoda, Insecta, Hymenoptera, Vespidae.